This is a messenger RNA of Perca flavescens (yellow perch), 1402 nucleotides long. Its product is annotated as golgin subfamily A member 7-like. The transcript is spliced from 6 exons. Gene Ontology annotation, cellular component: Golgi stack; palmitoyltransferase complex. Bases 65 to 532 code for a protein of 155 amino acids. Gene Ontology annotation, biological process: protein targeting to membrane; peptidyl-L-cysteine S-palmitoylation; Golgi to plasma membrane protein transport. The record is from RefSeq and is a predicted model, not a curated record. Lineage: Eukaryota; Metazoa; Chordata; Actinopteri; Perciformes; Percidae.
CCUUUAUUCUGAAAAAAAAAAAACGGGCCGGAAGUUGAAUUGGGCUGGUGGAGCUGGAGCUUAGAUGCGCGCAGCAGCUAUAGGGAAGACGUCCAAUAUGGCUGAGACCCACAGUUUACAGGACCUCCAGCAGCCGGCUGUCUCCUCCAAGGUGUUUGUCCAGAGAGACUACAGCUCAGGAACCAUCUCCAAGUUCCAGACCAAGUUCCCCUCUGAACUUGAGUCAAGGCUUGAUAAGCAGCAGUUUGAGGAAACCAUCCAGACUCUAAACAACUUGUACGCAGAGGCAGAGAAACUAGGGGCGGAGUCUUACUUGGAGGGCUGCUUGGCUUGUCUAACUGCAUAUACAAUAUUCCUCUGUAUGGAGACACACUAUGAAAAGGUGUUAAAGAAGAUUGCAAGGUACAUUAAGGACCAGAAUGAGAAGAUAUAUGCUCCCAGGGGCUUGCUGUUGACUGACCCUAUCGAGAGAGGCCUCAGAGUUGUUGAAAUUACCAUCUUUGAAGACAGAAGUAUUGGCUCUGGAAGAUAAAGAACCUUGGGGACUGGUGACUCUGACCAGAUGCUCUUUGUCUGUCUGGCAGCAGCAGUUUUGAUCUGAUUCUUUUCUUUGUUAUUUAUAAGUACUCUAAUGUCUCCCUAUCCUUAUGUUUGCAAAAGUGUUUAUAUUUUCUUUUUUAUACAUGCUGUGAUGUAAAAAAUGAUUUCCUAGUUGAUCAAGACCCGUCUUUAUAAACAGUGCCACUGUGUUAAAUGCAACUUUUAAAAAAAAAACAUGAUAAAUAUAAUUGAUUUGACUUGUACAUUUUUUUCUUUUUGUGCAAAUAUAAUAUAGAGUCAAAUCAUGUUUAGUUGCCAAGAACUGUUAUAGGAAGUAGGUAGGGAUGGAGUUGUUGGUACAGUCUAUUAGCAGUAAUUGAGUUAUGGGCAGUGCUCCACAGUAUUAACAUGCUGUUUGUAGCCUUUGUUGAGGUAAAUGUUUUCUUAGCUGUGCAUGACUGUGACUUUUUUGUGGGUGGGUUCAUGUCUUGUAAAACAUGCACAUUCGAAUUCCAGAACAGAUUUUUUUGUGACUGAAAAUAGAGCAUGUUUACUGUAAUUAAGUCCAUCUCAAAGUAACAGCGUGGCAUAGUGCAUUUUGAAAUAUGUCCAUCUCACUGUCCUAGUACAGCGUCACUAAAUCUCCCAAAUCAUAUUCAACAGUCCUGUUACAUGCUUCUAAUAAGAUUCACCAUCUAUAUUGCGAAUGUCAUCACCUUUUUCAUUAUCACCAGACACCACAGAAACCUUAAACACUAUCAACUCCACAGAUGAUUGCCAUUGUUGGUGUUUGAUACAGUUGGUGUACUUUUCUUACAAAUAUUAUGUUCUAUCUAAAUAAAAAGCCUUUUCCUGAAACAUG